AUGGAAGUGUUCUUGACAUCACUCACACCACAACAACGCAUCAGUUGGAAUUCAAUCAAAGGCCAGUUGGUUCAUGGUGCUAUGAAUACAGUUACUAGUCAUCUCGGUGCAAUCCUUGGUAAACGCAAUGCUGAUGAUGCUAAAAUGGAAUUGUUCUUGACAUCACUCACAUCACAACAACGUAGCUUGUUGAACCAUAUCAAAGACCAAUUAUUGAAUGGUUCUAUUGGCACAGCUAUUCUUGCUGUCCUUGGUAAAAAAUGA
This is a messenger RNA of Adineta steineri, 264 nucleotides long. Lineage: Eukaryota; Metazoa; Rotifera; Eurotatoria; Adinetida; Adinetidae. The record is from the annotation of a GenBank genome assembly.